GCCUCCUUCUCCCAGGGCCGUCAGACCGUCGCGAACUUCGAGGCGACGCGAGGGGUGGGAGCAGCCGCGAAAGUUCUCUGGUGGGGCGAAACCGCGAGCCGGUUGCGGAGUGCUGAGGCAACAUGUCACGCCCCUCUGCUCCUCCAAGCUAUGAAGAUCGAAAUCCACUCUAUCCUCCACCAGGGGGAGGGUAUCCUGGAGGUUAUCCGCAGCCACCACCCUACAGCGGUGGGUAUCCUGAGCCUGGAGGCUACUCCCACCCAGGAGGGUACCCCCAGCCGUUUCCUCCUGUGCCUGCAGCACCUAUGAAUUUUGGAGGUGAGAGUGAUUUCCAUGCGGCCGAUUGGGAUGAUAAGAAAGUCAGACACACUUUUAUCCGCAAGGUUUAUAGCAUUAUCUCCGUGCAGUUGCUUGUGACAGUAGGCAUCAUUGCAAUCUUCACCUUUGUUGAACCUGUGUCAGGUUUUGUGAAGCGUAAUAUUGCUGUGUACUAUGCAUCCUAUGCUGUAUUCCUGGUCACUUACCUGGUGCUGGUGUGUUGUGAGGGACCACGGAGACGUUUUCCAUGGAAUCUCAUCCUUCUGUCUAUCUUUACACUAGCGAUGGGAUUCAUGACAGGCACCAUUGCUAGCAUGUACUCUACCAAGGCUGUUCUAAUUGCUAUGAUCAUUACAGCGAUUGUGGCCAUAAUUGUUACCAUCUUCUGUUUCCAGACAAAGGUGGAUUUCACAUCCUGCACUGGUUUGUUCUGUGUGCUGGGCAUUGUUGUCAUGGUGACUGGAAUUAUCACAGCCAUAGUCCUGUCCUUCAAAUACGUUCCUUGGCUCCAUAUGCUCUAUGCAUCUAUUGGUGCAAUCGCCUUCACCCUGUUUCUUGCCUAUGAUACCCAACUGGUCUUGGGCAACAGGAAGCACACUAUCAGCCCUGAGGAGUACGUCUAUGGAGCCCUCAAGAUCUACACAGACAUUGUUUAUAUCUUUACCUUCCUCUUGCAGAUUGUGGGCAGCAGAGAUUAGAUGGAUGAAAAUAUUUAAGACUUUGACAAUCUUCCCCAGAGAUCAGGAAGUGAUACCUUUCUGGCUCUAAUGUACUGUUACGUGCUUGCCUCCAGUCCAUAUAUAAAUGCCAAGAAAGGAUUCACAGAGUGGACCCAGAAACAUAAUAAGGAACCAUAUAUUGUAUUCAGUGAGAUAUGGAUCUUAAUCUUUUUGUUUGCUUCUGUAUUUCCACACAUGGCACAUCAUUCUUUAAUUUGUGCCCGGGAAUAAUGAAUGUAGUAUGUAUUACCACUCUGAUAUGAUGUAUUGCAGUCUUUCAACUUACCCAUUUAUUUGUAUUUUUGUCAGCCUUUAAGGUGCAGACGAUUCUUCUAAUUAAAAAAAUCUAUUGUUACAAGGCUCUUAUUACAUAAGUGCAAAUAAAUAUAUAUAUAUUUUUGAAUUAAA
This is a messenger RNA of Pantherophis guttatus, 1445 nucleotides long. RefSeq names its product protein lifeguard 3-like. Gene Ontology annotation, cellular component: Golgi apparatus; endoplasmic reticulum; membrane. Lineage: Eukaryota; Metazoa; Chordata; Lepidosauria; Squamata; Colubridae. Gene Ontology annotation, biological process: negative regulation of apoptotic signaling pathway. The record is from RefSeq and is a predicted model, not a curated record.